This is a messenger RNA of Coregonus clupeaformis (lake whitefish), 291 nucleotides long. Its product is annotated as histone H4-like. Bases 1 to 291 code for a protein of 96 amino acids. The transcript has a single exon. The record is from RefSeq and is a predicted model, not a curated record. NCBI's taxonomy places the organism in Eukaryota, Metazoa, Chordata, Actinopteri, Salmoniformes, Salmonidae. Gene Ontology annotation, biological process: nucleosome assembly. Gene Ontology annotation, molecular function: protein heterodimerization activity; DNA binding; structural constituent of chromatin. Gene Ontology annotation, cellular component: nucleosome.
AUGUACGGAAGAGGCAAAGGCGGCAAGGGACUCGGAAAAGGAGGCGCCAAGCGUCACCGCAAAGUUCUCCGCGAUAACAUCCAGGGAAUCACCAAACCCACUAUCCGCCGUCUGGCUCGCCGCGGCGGCGUGAAGCGUAUUUCCGGUCUGAUCUACGAGGAGACCCGCGGUGUCCUGAAGGUGUUCCUGGAGAAUGUGAUCCGUGACGCAGUCACCUACACCGAGCACGCCAAGAGGAAGACCAUUACCGCCAUGGAUGUGGGACGCACCCUGUACGGUUUUGGCGGUUAA